This is a messenger RNA of Clunio marinus, 1778 nucleotides long. The record is from the annotation of a GenBank genome assembly. NCBI's taxonomy places the organism in Eukaryota, Metazoa, Arthropoda, Insecta, Diptera, Chironomidae.
GCUUUCAGGUUUUGUAAACACAAUCGGCGAUUUCAAACGAUUAAUUUCAGUAAAAAUCAAUUAAACUCAGCUAUAAAUAAAGUUCUUAGUUUAGCAAGUUUGAAGAUAAUUAUCUUCUUUGUAAGAAUAAAAUGGCCGAAGUUGAGGAAGACAAUAAACGACAUGAAAAUGGAUUAAAACGAAAAAUUGAAAUAAAAGAUGAAGAUGAUGAUUCGGAAACAGAAGUUCAGGCUCCAAAAAUAAAUAUUAAACAAUGUCCUUACCUCGAUACAAUAAAUCGAAAUGUUCUUGAUUUCGAUUUUGAGAAAUUGUGUUCUGUUUCUCUUACAAGAAUAAAUGUUUAUGCUUGUCUGGUUUGUGGUAAAUAUUUUCAAGGAAGAGGUUCAAACACUCACGCCUAUACGCAUUCAGUUGCUGAAUACCAUCAUGUGUUUCUUAAUCUGUCAAGUUUACGAUUCUACUGUCUCCCUGAUAAUUAUGAAAUUAUUGAUUCGUCGUUAGAUGACAUCAAAUACGUUUUGAAUCCAACAUUCACUGCAUCAGAUAUAAGAAUUCUAGAUGAUUCUGAGAAAACAAAAACGUCGAGGACUUUAGAAGGAACUCUUUAUCAUCCUGGAAUUGUUGGUCUCAACAACAUCAAAGCAAAUGACUAUUGCAACGUAAUUCUUCAAGCUCUUUCACAUGUUAAACCAAUCAGAAAUUUCUUCUUAAUGGAAUCAAACUAUGCGAAAAUUAAACGACCAGCUGGCGAUUCUCCCUUCACUCUUGUCCAACGAUUUGGUGAACUGAUGAGGAAACUUUGGAAUCCUCGCAAUUUCAAAGCUCACGUUUCACCUCAUGAGAUGCUUCAAGCUGUGGUGCUUUGGAGCAAUAAAAGAUUCCAGAUCAUAGAACAAGGCGAUCCUAUUGACUUUCUAACAUGGUUUCUACACGAACUUCAUCGACAAAUGCGAGGAAAUAAAAAUCCAAACUCAAGUGUCAUCAACAAAUCAUUUUUAGGUGAAAUGAAAGUUUAUACGAGAAAAAUUCCUCCAGCUGACUGCGAUGAUGUUCAAAAGGAUCUUCUUCUAGCUACUGAUGAAUACCAAGAGAAAGUCGAGACAACCAACUUUCUUUAUCUUAAUUGCGAUCUCCCACCACCCCCGCUUUUCAUUGAUGAGUUCAGAGAAAAUAUUAUUCCUCAAGUUAAUCUUUAUCAACUUUUAUCAAAGUUUAAUGGCGUCAGCGAGAAAGAAUAUAAAUCGUACAAAGAUAACUUCAUGAAGAGAUUUGAGAUCACAAAAUUACCAAAAUUUGUCAUUCUUUACAUCAAAAGAUUCACAAAAAAUACUUUUUUCGUUGAUAAGAAUCCAACAAUUGUCAACUUUCCUGUCAAAAAUGUGGACUUUGGUGAUAUUUUGACAGCAAAAAACAAAGAAGUUAACAAGCAAACACAUUACAAUUUGAUUGCAAAUAUUGUUCAUGAUGGUGAGCCAGGUAAAGGCACUUAUCGAGCUCAUAUUCUUCAUAAAGCUACAAAUCAGUGGUACGAGAUGCAGGAUUUACAUGUUACAUCAAUUUUACCACAAAUGAUUACACUCACUGAAGCUUACAUUCAAAUCUAUGAACAACAACAGUGAAAAUAUGACUUUUGUUAAUUUCAACUCGAAGCUCAUUAAUAAAACAGAAAAACUAAAUUUAAUUUUCUUCUUUUUCACAAAUGAAUUGACAAAAUAUGGCAAACCAUCAAUAAAUCAUAUUUAUCUAUAGAAGGUAAAUGGAAAUCUUUACAAUCCAAA